Molecule: messenger RNA, 5550 nt
Organism: Tuber melanosporum (Perigord truffle)
Lineage: Eukaryota; Fungi; Ascomycota; Pezizomycetes; Pezizales; Tuberaceae
Exons: 12
Coding region: 25-5550 (1841 amino acids)
Biological process (GO): regulation of ARF protein signal transduction
Molecular function (GO): guanyl-nucleotide exchange factor activity
Source: RefSeq, a predicted model, not a curated record
AAACCGGUCCCAUCGACCGAACACAUGGCUGACGAAAACGAUACCGGAAUACCGGUUGCCCGCUCUAAAUCAUCCCAACCCUCUUCUAAUGAAACGGAAACAAUAGGGGCUACCGAAGCAACUUUAAGUAUGGCCGUGAACGGAAACGCGCCAGACGGGGAAGACGGAGCUUCGGGGUUCGAGGACAAAACCGCUGGACGGCCUUCUCAGAUCUCCCUAACCACUGUAGAGCUACGGGAUAGGGAACUCCCCCCUCUACCGGAUCCUCUCCCAGACCCAACGCCCGUGACCCCUAAAGCAGGUAUUCCCAUACCUAUAUCGGCAGACCGCCCACCUCCCCCCCAUCAGGAAACAGUCGGCCGACCGCAAACCCCUAUCACCCUAAUGCGCAAGUCUUCUCGGAACGCCCCCAUGACGGCCAGUGCGGGAGGGCGGGUUACAGGCUCAUCGGCGUCGAGCAGCGGCAGCGCGCGACCGACCCUAUCGUCGAUGGUUUUUGUAGCGCAAGCUUUGGAGUCAAUUCUUGCCUCAAAAGAAACGAAGCGACGGAAACCGCUUGCAGGCUCUGUUCACAGGGCCUUAGAUUCUAUAAAGCUAGCAGCUCCAGAGUUACCACCGGACCCUGCCGUAGUAUUUGAACCCUUGCAAAUUGCAUGCUCCAUCCAGAAUACACAGAUUACGGUUACUGCCCUUGAUUGUAUUGGGAAGUUGAUAAGCUACUCAUAUUUCUCCCCCCCACCACCUACAGCACCGAUACCUCUCAUCGAAAGGGCAAUUGAAACUAUUUGCGAUUGCUUCCAGGGAGAUACGACACCAGACCAAGUCCAGCUUCAGAUCAUCAAGGCUUUGUUGGCAGCUGUGCUAAAUGAUAAGGCCGUUGUACAUGGCGCAGGGCUUUUGAAAGCUAUCAGACAAACCUACAAUAUAUUUUUGCUUUCCCGGAGUAGUCCCAAUCAAAUGACCGCGCAAGGUACAUUAACACAAAUGGUACAUACCGUUUUUGAGAGGAAAAUAACAUUGCAGAGUUUCGAAAACAGAAAGAAUGCUUUCUUGGUGUUCAGGGCGAUGUGCAAACUGUCUAUCAAAACAUUGCCUGCGGAACAAAUUGCGGAUCUCAAGUCACAGCCAAUGAGAAGUAAACUACUGAGUUUACACCUAAUCCACACAAUCUUAAAGAGCCAUACGGUAGUUUUUGUUUCUCCCUUGAGCACCAUCCGGAGCUCAAGCAGCGCAGAGGCUACCAGUUUUAUGCAUGCCAUGAAACAAUAUCUCUGCUUGAGUCUUAGCCGUAAUGCAGCCAGCGCUGUAGGGCUGGUAUUUGAAGUUUGUUGUGAGAUAUUCUGGCUAAUGAUAAGCCAUAUGAGGGUCAUGCUUAAGAAAGAGAUUGAGGUUUUCUUGAAAGAGAUUUAUCUUAACAUCUUGGAUAACAGGCAUUCAAGUGGGCAGCAAAAGCAAUAUCUCCUUGGUAUCUUACAUCGCAUUUGUGCGGACCCCAGAGCUCUUGUCGAGAUUUACUUGAACUACGAUUGCGACAGAUCUGCCUUGGAUAACAUGUUUCAGAGAAUCAUCGAGCAUCUUUCGUGGAUAUCAGCAACUCAAGUUACCAUUAAUGAACAGCAACAACAAAGCUUUAGAGAGCAGUAUAAGAGUGCUGCUGCAGCUUCUACCCAAGGGUUCUCCCUACCACCCUCGCUUUCCACCGCGAGCAUAGCUGCGGCACCCAGUUCUGCAGGAGACCCACCAUUUCCCCUAGAGUAUGCCCUCAAGCGGCAAUCUUUAGAAUGUCUCAUCGAGGUCCUACAGUCGCUUGUCUCCUGGUCUCAAAAGGGGCUUGUCGACGCACUCCAGGAGUCAGCUAAUAGAGAGUUGGACGAAGGAAGGGAUUCAUUGGAUAAUUCCCAUUCGUCACCCCGACUAUCUGCCGUCACAACGCCAAUUCUAGCAACCCCCCAGCCAGAGCUGGAGAGAAGGACAUCUUCGGUUGAUAUAAGCGGGAUGGUAGAUGACCCUAGCCAGAUAGAAAAAGCGAAGCAAAGGAAAACCGCCCUAGUGGAGGCCAUUAGAAAAUUCAACUUUAAGCCAAAGAGAGGAAUCAAGGAGCUGAUAGAGAAGGGUUUCAUUAAAAGCUCCUCUCCCCAACAUAUAGCGGAUUUCAUCCUCGUCAAUACCAACUCGCUUGACAAGAGGACCGUUGGGGAAUAUCUUGGUGAGGGGGACGCGGAGAAUAUCGCUACUAUGCACGCAUUCGUAGAUGCGAUGGACUUCUCAAGAAUGCGAUUCGUAGAUGCUUUGCGGAAAUAUCUGCAGGCUUUCAGAUUACCGGGGGAGGCCCAGAAAAUCGAUCGCUUCAUGUUGAAAUUCGCGGAGCGAUACAUAUCUGGGAAUCCAAAUGCUUUCGCGAACGCUGACACAGCAUAUGUCCUAGCGUAUUCCGUCAUUAUGUUGAACACUGACCAGCACAGUUCAAAAUUGAAGGGAAAGACACGGAUGACUCCCGAUGACUUUGUCAAGAACAAUCGCGGUAUCAACGAUAACGCAGAUUUGCCGGAAGAAUACCUGCUUGCUAUCUACGAGGAAAUCCGAACAAAUGAAAUUGUUCUUGAGGGGGAAAGGGAUCCAUCAAAGAUGGAUUUAACGGUACAAUCGGCGGGUGGAAUUGUUGAAGGAAUUGGAAGAGUGCUCGCAAAUGCCGGGAGGGAUCUCGAGAGAGAAGCAUAUGUACAGGCAAGUGAGGAGAUGGCAAAUAAAACCGAACAAUUAUUCAAGACCUUACUUCGCGCUCAACGGCGAGGAGGCGCAAGGCCUGGGUUGUCAAAAUUUAUUGCUGCUUCUUCAUCAAAGCAUGUAGGACCUAUGUUUGAAGUAACCUGGAUGUCAGUACUCUCUGGGCUUUCUGGAGCUGCUCAAGAUUCAAAUGAAACCGAGACGAUCCGGUUAUGUAUGGAAGGCUUCAAACUUGCCAUUCGAGUAGCAUGUUUCUUCGACCUCGAAACUGCAAGAAUCGCAUUUGUUUCUGCACUCGCCAAGUUCACUCACCUUAGCAACUUAGGUGAGAUGAAGUCGAAGAAUGUGGAAGCUCUCAAGGUUCUCUUGGAAGUUGCCCAGAGUGAGGGAAAUCUUCUCAAGAGCUCAUGGAGGGACGUCCUGACCUGUAUCAGUCAGCUUGAGCGUUUCCAGCUUAUCAGCUCUGGCGUGGACGAGGGGUCUGCUGAGGUUGCGGAGGAGAGCCGGUCGAGAGAGGUCGUCGUUGCCGUGGACAAGAUUUUUGCCAACACAAGCAAGCUAGGCGGAGAAGGAAUUGUACACUUUGUGCGGGCUCUGAGUGAGGUUUCAUGGCAGGAGAUCCAAUCUUCAGGACAGAGCGAGCAUCCCCGAAUGUUCAGCCUACAAAAGCUCGUUGAGAUAAGUUACUACAACAUGGGAAGAAUCAGGGUGGAGUGGAGUAAUCUUUGGAAUAUCCUCGGGGAACACUUUAAUCAGGUUGGUUGUCACUCGAAUACCAGCGUAGUGUUCUUUGCCUUGGACUCGUUGAGACAACUGUCGAUGCGAUUUCUAGAGAUUGAAGAACUCCCCCAUUUCAAAUUCCAAAAGGAUUUUCUGAAGCCCUUCGAACAUGUCAUGGCGAAUAACCAGGUGGUGCCUGUUAAAGAUAUGGUCUUAAGAUGUUUGAACCAAAUGUUACAAGCCAGGGGCAAUAACAUCAGGUCCGGUUGGCGAACAAUGUUCGGCACAUUUACCUUUGCAGCAAAAGAGAAUUAUGACCAAAUCGUGAAUCUAGCUUUCGAAAACGUCCGUAAAAUCUACAGCAGCCGUUUCGGUGUUAUCGUUGGGCAGGGAGCCUUCGCGGAUAUGAUCAUUUGCCUGACCGAGUUUGCCAAGAAUACCCGAUUCCAAAAGGUGUCCCUGCAAGCCAUCGAGACUCUGAAGGGGACAGUGCCACGCAUGCUCUCUUGCCCGGAAUGCCCUCUAUCAGAGAAGGUCAAUGGGACUAGCGAAAUCGAGGCCACCAAUGGACAGCCAAAGAAAGUUAUCCGGAACGUUAAAGAUGAUCCAAUGAUCAAGUUUUGGUUUCCGGUACUUUUUGCCUUCCAUGACAUCUUGAUGACUGGGGAAGAUCUUGAGGCUCGAACACGGGCGCUCGGUUACCUCUUUGAUACGCUGGUCAAAUAUGGCGGCGACUUCCCACCAGACUUCUGGGACACUAUUUGCCAUGAAUUGCUCUUCCCCAUAUUCAUGGUGCUCAAAUCUCGGUCUGAGAUGAUACAGAUGAGCAACCAAGAAUCUGUUGGCAUGUGGCUCUCAACAACCAUGAUCCAGGCCCUGAGAAACCUAAUAGCUUUGUUUACACACUACUUCGAGCUACUUGAGCGGAUGCUUGACGGCUUCCUUGACUUACUAGUUACGUGUAUCUGCCAGGAGAACGACACAAUCGCCCGAAUUGGGUCUUCUUGCUUACAACAGCUUAUUUUGCAGAGUGUCAAAAAACUCAGGCCUGGACACUGGACGAAGAUAGUCAAUUCCUUUGUUCAGCUAUUCGAGACUACAACAGCGGAUCAGUUAUUCUCGGCAGCCAGUCAAUCUUCUGGGAGAACAGUUAGCGGGUCAAGUAUACAGACUGUGACAACCAUCCCGGUUAAUGACAUCAAGGGGCCUACCAACGAGGUUGUAAGCGAUGAGGAGACUGAUCGAGAGAAUUCCUUGAAGAUCAAUGGCCUUUCGGAGCCUGCCCUGGACGAGGGGGACGAAGAAUCUGGCGAUAGAGACGCCUCUCCGGAAAAUGCAAGAGUUACAUUGGGACCACAAGGCUCUGCUCCUAAUGUUGAUCUAGAAGACUACCGACCGCAACAGCACACCCAACAGCCAGUUGUAACUGCCGCCAGGAGGCGUUUCUUUAACAAGAUCAUCACCAAAUGUGUUCUUCAACUUCUUAUGAUCGAGACCGUAUCAGAGCUUUUCUCCAAUGAUGCAGUAUACUCAGAAAUUCCAUCAACCGAGCUCCUAAGACUAAUGAGUCUGUUGAAAAAGAGCUUCACUUUUGCAAGAAGGUUCAACGGCGAUAAAGAGCUUCGAAUGAGGCUAUGGCGCGAAGGCUUUAUGAAACAGCCUCCAAAUUUACUAAAACAGGAGAGCGGUAGUGCCGCAACCUACGUUAGUAUCCUGUUAAGGAUGUACCAGGACGACCAAGUCGAGAGGAGGGAGAGCAGAGGCGCCAUCGAGUCUGCCCUGAUCCCACUAUGCGUGGAUAUCAUCCGCGGCUACACCAUUCUUGAUGAAGAAACUCAACAGCGUAACAUUGUCGCCUGGAGACCGGUCGUUGUAGACGUUAUGGAUGGAUACACCAAUUUCCCUGAAAAGGACUUUGACCGCUAUAUUGACACAUUCUUCCCGCUAGCUGUGGAACUCCUGGGUAGAGAGCCAGGUCCCGAAGUCCGAAUAGCACUUCAGAACGUCCUCCGGAGAGUAGGGGAGGUCCGGAAGAUGGGUGUGAUGGGGAGGGUGAGAGCUAGGGAUAGGAGGACCAGUGAGGUUAGUGGAAGGAAGUUGACGUAG